Molecule: messenger RNA, 777 nt
Organism: Peronospora matthiolae
Lineage: Eukaryota; Oomycota; Peronosporomycetes; Peronosporales; Peronosporaceae
Source: the annotation of a GenBank genome assembly
AUGGAGGGCGCUAGUACAAGCGGCGAACCGCCUCGUACCCACCGCUCACCACUGAAACGUCUGUCGCUGUCUCCGCCCGUAUGGAAGGACCAGCUCCGACGUCGCUGUUUCCAGCGCCUGAAGCAAGACCGUACCCAGUUGCUCGCCAAACUGCGGUGUUCAGACGGUCGCACGAGCGUCACAGAGGAGAUGCAGCAGCUCGUCGCCCACGUCUCGUCUUGUGCCUCUUCUGCUGCUUCCGUCGAUGAUCUUUUGCUGCUGGGGAAGCUGACAGAGAGCGACUAUUUCGAGAUUGUUCAUGCGCUGGAGGACGCGCUGCGACAAGACGAGGAGGAGGAGGAGCUCCUGCACAUGGCGGAUCUCGAGGAUGCUGAGCUGGAGGCCAUGCUGGCUGGACUGGACCUGGACGAUGUGCCACAGGAGCAGGAGUUGAAGGUUGUUGCUGGAGAUCAAGAGCUGGUGAAGAGCACGACAGCUCUGGAGAUCUCGGUGCUGUGUCCUCAGUGCAAGACUGGUUACUUGCGAGAAGAGAGACUGGAUGGAAGAGCAGUUCCCUUUCUCUCGUGUAGCUGCGGCUUCACGUUCAUCGUCCAGUCCGAGCAUCACAGCGUGCUGGAGGAAUUCCAGGACAAGAUCCUGAACGCGUUCCUGACGCAUCGAGAUUCGUGCAGUGCCGACCCGACGUUCGACAAGAUGACCAAGUUGUUCCAGGACCAUGGACCGGACGUGCUCCGCAUCAAGUGCACGACUUGCAAGUGUGACUACGCGCUACCGUGA